AUGACCGACCAGUUCCAUCCCGGCGGCGGCCAUCAUUUCAACGGAUUCCAACCACACCCAGCAUCAGCAUACACCUACUCAGACGAACAACACUCCCUGCCAUCGAUUGACUUCAGCGCUUGGCAAGCCUACUUCAGCGGUGUUACAGAAACCCAGCCCAGUGGAUCCCACCAGAACCACUUUGAUGGAUCGCCGCAAGCUUAUUUUGGCGGAUCACCGCAAGGCUACUUUAACGGAUCGUCGCAAACCUCCUUCGGAGGAUGUCCUCAAGCUUACUUUGCAGUAGCCGGGAGCUCGUGCUCACCGAAUCGGUUUGAAAGUUCGGGUGCAGCUUGCUCAUUGAACGCUAACGCCCAUCAGAAUCACGCAAGUCCAAGACCUUCAGAAACCAGCGUGUCUGGUCUAGAUCCAGUCAGCGACUUCGGCUUCGCAUCCAGCAGCAGCUACAACCGCAACCAGCACGAUGUCAACGGCUUCAGCGACGCAGAAUUGUAUCAGUCUCCGCCGUGGUAUCCUGGCAUGCCGCAACACCAUUCGUCUAGCCAUUCAUACGCAGCAUCCACAUCACAGUCUCCCGAGAAUUCACAUCACCGUCAAUCCCGCAGCAGUCCAUCCGAAACUCAGCAGCGGAAAGAUGAUGCAGCCCACCGAAGCGCCGAGGUAGAGCGUCGCAACAGACUAAGGGGAGAGGAGAAGGAGCGCAGAAAGGUGGCAAUACAGAAGCAAGUCGAUGAUGGCAUCAAAGCUUUCAAGCUCGAGAAGGAACGCGAAACGGCCCGCUUAGAAACGUAUCGCGAUGCUUGCCGAAAGUGGCUGUCUGAACCACAGCCUUCUCAGACAACCUCGUCUGCCGAACCUUCAGGUGAAGCUGUGGACGUAUAUGCGGCCCUUGGGCGUCAGCUUCGAGGUUUCUGGCGGGACUCAAGACCAUCCCCAUCACGGCAAACACAGCGCGACGAGGUGAUUGUCGACGUUCAGCGUGCGAUCAAUCGCAAGUGGCCUGGCCAGGGGCUCAGAGUGGCAGCGUUCGGUUCCAGCGUGACGGGCCUCGCCACCGAGUCGUCUGAUUUGGACCUGGUCUUGCUCGACCCUACGCGUCCUUACGGGGUCGGUGCCCCUUCCGAGCUGUGCCGUCAACCCAACAGCUUUGUCCGUCAUUCCAGCGGGAUGCCAGAAUGGUACAACACUCACCAAGUUGCUAGCGCGAUCAAAGCUUCCAGCAAGUUCCGCAACGUUGUCUCCAUUAGCGGUGCCAGCGUUCCUAUUGUCAAGAUGAUCCAUGGAAAGUAUGACAUUCCUUCCGAUAUCAACAUCAAUGAGCGCUUCGGUCUCUUCAACUCUCAGCUUAUCUGCGCCUACGCCGACCUGCAACCCGACAUCGUACGUCCACUGAUCUUCUUUUUGAAGCACUGGUACUCUCAACGCGAGUUGAACGAUCCAGCCGGAAAGCGCGGCUCGAUGACGUUCAGCAGCUACACUAUCGCACUUAUGGCGUUGCAGGUGCUUCAGAUCGAAGGACUGCUGCCCAACUUGCAAAGUACAGAUCUACUCAACCGAAUAAAUGUCCGACCCAACUUCCUCUAUUCCCGACCAAAGCGACCCAGGCGGCGCGGGAAUGGUCGACACGACCUAAUACAGGAGACAGUUACACCACCACAGAAGUACAAUGUCGCAUUCGCGUCCAGCCAGAUCGACGUCGAGCAAUACAGGAAAAGGGCGAUCGAGAUUUCCAACAGCGACGCUUUGGCGACAACUGAAGGUACGCAGGCAUCAAGCACAGACCGAGUUCUUGGUAAGGCGCUUGCCUCCUUCGUGCGCUUCUAUGCAACUCUGGAUCGUCGCUCGCAAGUCAUCUCAGUGGUCAAUGGCGCACCGUCACAACGCAAACGCAGCUCGCAAGGGCACCACGUACUUUUCGACUCUGCUAGCGAGGACGAAGCUGAGAUCAACGGGAACGAGCGAGAGGAAGAGGUUGCUUUCGAGUCUCACCAGAGCGCGUCUAGAGAUGCCGAAGGACGUGCGGCUGUGCGUGCCGAACAGGCAGAUGUGUGGGAGGGCGAUGAAUUGGUUGUCCAAGAUCCAUUUAUCACCGACCGCAACACUUCGCGAAACAUCAAGGCUAAUUCCAUCGAGAGAUGGCAAGGCGAGAUGAAGCGUGCUAUUCACUUGCUGGGUCUCGACAGGUUCGACAAGGAAGCGACUGUGCAGUCGGUCAAAAUCCCGCUGGUUCUCGACCUUUGCAUCCCGCAGACAGUGCUAGACGACUUGGAAGCUACCGGACGACAACAAGCGAACGAGGUUACAUCAUCAGCAGCAGCUCCAAAUGAGCCUUGGCGCAUCGAAGAAGAAACAGCAGCCGCAGAGAAGAAAAUCGCUCGGCAAGCGGCUGAAGCAUUGCGCAAAGAGAAGAAGAAGAAUGCAAGGAGAGCCAGGAGUCACAACGCUCGACUGUUGCAAAAAGAGGCAGCCAUGGUGGAGGAUAUGAUUGAUGGCAUCGAGACUGGCCGGAUCACUGGAAUGAUGACGGGGGAUGAUCGACAUGAGAUAUGGCGCUUGAGGGCCGACAACAGCAACAAUGGUACAGUCCAGAAGCCGACGCCGAUCCCGUUUACCUUCAGCGUAGCUAAGUCGCCCGAGAAAUUUGCGGCUCAAGCGAUGGCGGCUGGCGACGCGACACUUAGCCCUACUUCGUCUGUUGGCACCAGCAAGACAGACGGCUCAUCCUCUUCUGAAGACAUCGACCUUGUAGCUCUACGUCUGAAGCGGGACACACUCACCGCCGAGGCAUAG
Messenger RNA from Ustilago hordei, 2790 nucleotides. RefSeq lists its product as uncharacterized. The transcript has a single exon. The record is from RefSeq and is a predicted model, not a curated record. Bases 1 to 2790 code for a protein of 929 amino acids. NCBI's taxonomy places the organism in Eukaryota, Fungi, Basidiomycota, Ustilaginomycetes, Ustilaginales, Ustilaginaceae. Gene Ontology annotation, molecular function: nucleotidyltransferase activity. Gene Ontology annotation, biological process: RNA 3'-end processing.